Trichogramma pretiosum is the source of this 1815-nucleotide messenger RNA. RefSeq names its product heterogeneous nuclear ribonucleoprotein 27C (gene Hrb27C). Gene Ontology annotation, molecular function: RNA binding. The transcript is spliced from 8 exons. The coding region runs from base 284 to 1753 and encodes 489 amino acids. The record is from RefSeq and is a predicted model, not a curated record. NCBI's taxonomy places the organism in Eukaryota, Metazoa, Arthropoda, Insecta, Hymenoptera, Trichogrammatidae.
GCUCGCUCUGCCUAGCCGCUCUCCACUCUGCCAUUAGGUACGAGCUCUCUCUUCGACGACGACGCUAUUAGAAGCCAGUCGUCUCGUCCUCGCUUCUCACGGCUGCACGCAACGCUACUCGCAACGCGCUGUCGCCGCCUCAGCACACCCGCAAGCCAUCGUUGCUACCUACACCUCUGUUCCUUCAACCGCCAAGUUUUACCCAAAGGAACGCCCUUGCGACGCUGCCGCUGCCGCUGCUACUUUUCACUGCUAAUUAUUGCAGAGUGACUUUUUGUUGAUUAUGAGAGUAAAGAACGAAAUGGACGACGACGAAAAGGGAAAACUCUUUGUCGGAGGUUUGUCAUGGGAGACGACCCAAGAAAAUUUGCAAAGAUACUUCAGCCGCUACGGCGAAGUCAUCGACUGCGUUGUCAUGAAGAAUAGCGAGUCCGGCCGGAGCCGUGGCUUUGGCUUCGUUACCUUCAGUGACCCCUCCAACGUGGGCGUUGUUCUUCAGAAUGGCCCUCACCAACUCGAUGGUCGCACUAUUGAUCCAAAACCAUGCAAUCCCCGCACUCUUCAAAAACCCAAACGAACAGGUGGUUUCCCUAAAGUUUUCCUGGGUGGUUUGCCUAGCAAUGUCACAGAAACUGAUCUCAGAGGAUUCUUUUCAAGAUUUGGAAAAGUCAUGGAAGUAGUUAUCAUGUAUGAUCAGGAAAAGAAAAAAUCCAGAGGCUUUGGAUUCCUCAGCUUCGAGGACGAAGAUGCUGUGGACCGCUGCGUUAGUGAACACUUCGUCAACUUGAAUGGAAAACAGGUUGAAAUUAAACGUGCUGAACCCCGUGAUUCGUCAAGCAAAAUGAAUGAUUCUCAUCCUGGACAAUGGGGUCCUCCUCAACAAGGACCACCUAUGGGAAUGGCUGGUAAUAUGGGUCCAAUGGGAGGACCUAAUGGUCAAAUGGGAGGCCCAAUGAUGGGAGGUCCAAUGGGACCCCCCGGUAAUAUGAUGCAGCAGUAUCAAGGAUGGGGUACCAGUCCUCAAACCGGAGGAUACGCUAGUUAUAGUGCACAGUACAAUGCUCAAGGAUGGGGUGCACCACCAGGACCACCUCAACAACAACAAAUACCACCUCCUCCACCUCAUCAGUGGGGAAGUAGUUAUAAUGUACAACCAGCUGCUGCUAAUCAAGCUUAUGGUAGCUAUGGUGGGCCGACGGCGGCCGCUUCGGGGGGCUACGGACCCGCGGCGGGUACUGGUGGGGCUGCGGGGGGAGGGCCAGGGGCUACUUGGAACUCGUGGAACAUGCCACAAAAUGGCCCUCCACCAGGUCAUUCAAGCCAACCUCCACCCCAGCCCCUUCAACCCAACUCUUCGCAGAACUCCAACUCGAAUCCCUCUGGUCCACUUGGAGAUAUAUACUCGAGACAAACCACCGGCUCGGGUGCACCAGGCUCCAGCAGCAGUUCAGCUAAAACACCAGACUAUGCCGGUUACACUGGAUACAGCAACUACGGCGAUACCUCUUAUCCUCAGCGUUCUUAUGGAGGCGGCGAGAGCAGCCAAGGAUUAGGCGAUGGUUCGGGUCCGUCAAACGUGCCACGACAGCAGACGGGGAGCGGUAACUUGCAACUGGUGCGCUGCGGCUCUGCAGAACGGGAUUUUGAAUCGGCGCAGAUCGGCAUCGUCGUCAGUCAACCGAGAAAUGUUGUCGGUCCCCAAAGAGUACAGCCAGUCAACUCCAACACUUACCACCCGUAUCGACGAUCUUGAAGGCGAAGCAUCCUUUCUUUAAUAUGUUUUAUUUAUUCUUUGUUUUAUUGACUAGACAUUAA